Messenger RNA from Daldinia caldariorum, 3867 nucleotides. Its product is annotated as P-loop containing nucleoside triphosphate hydrolase protein. The transcript has a single exon. Gene Ontology annotation, biological process: maturation of SSU-rRNA from tricistronic rRNA transcript (SSU-rRNA, 5.8S rRNA, LSU-rRNA). Gene Ontology annotation, cellular component: intracellular anatomical structure; nucleolus. Lineage: Eukaryota; Fungi; Ascomycota; Sordariomycetes; Xylariales; Hypoxylaceae. The coding region runs from base 42 to 3698 and encodes 1218 amino acids. The record is from RefSeq and is a predicted model, not a curated record. Gene Ontology annotation, molecular function: RNA binding; ATP binding.
GGAACAUUCUCUCAUUCUUCACUCAUUGACAACAGUUAAAAAUGCCAAAAUUCGUACCGCGCCAGAGGAAACAUAAGGUUCUUGCGCGCGAGAAAGCGCGACAAAACGGCGUUCAAGAUGGAGGGGACGCAUCUCCACAGAUGGACAGCAAUGCGCUGGAAAUUCUUCCAGACGCUCAGAAAGCAGAACGGGAAGCCAAGAGAGCUAAGCUGAGAGAUGAACUGAAGGGUGAAGUCAAGGUUAGCGGCAAGAAGGCUAAGCGACUUGAGAAAUAUAUCGACAACAAGCUCAAAAAGGACGAGAAUCGGGUUUUGCUAGCCGAGUUAGCCAAGAAUAAGAUAGACACAAGCUUAUUCUCGAGUACUCGGACUCUCGGCCAAGGAAAAGAAACGAAGCGCCAGGCACUUAGUCGCGCCUUGAGAGAACGAAGAGCAGGUAUCAGUCAGGACAGUGAUGACAUCCUCUUUGAAACCAAGGAUGUUGAGGAUUUAGAUGAUGACGCUGAAGCCGACUCCGAAGCCGACUCGAAAACCACUCGUUCUAAGGGCCAAGAAAGCAAGUUUUCUCAAAAUGCUACGUUGACAGCCAAUGAUAUUUCUGCCAGCGAUGCUAAAAUUGAGUUACCACAAAAGCCAGUGGUGACUGUUGGCUCUGGACUGAAACGACCUCUGGAAUUAGAUGACGAGGGGCGGCCAGUUAUACAAAAGAGACAGAAACGUGGUGGCGUAAAGUCGAAAGUGCAUGCGAAGCCACAAAUCAUAUUGCCUGAGAUAUCACCCGAUACUAACGGAGAACGCAUGGAUGAGGAUGAUACUAGUGAUGAUGAGUGGAACGGGUUUAGCUCCGACGCAUCUGCUCGCGAAUCAGCCGAGUCCCAGAGUGCUUCGGAGGAUGAGUCUGAUGAAGGGGAAUCUACAGAUCAAGAGUCGAGUUCCGAUGACGAAACGUCCGAAGAGGAGGAAGACGACUCAAAGAGGAAAGAGAGGUCUUCAGCGUUCAAAUCCUGGGCUCACGAACAACGCAAUGCGGCCCUUGGAUAUCAGCCGGUCGACAGUAAUAGUUCAGUCUUAAAUAUUCCGGUCCCCAAGGAUUUUAAACCACGGCCAUUGGAGCAAGACCCAUUACCCCUGGAGUUACUGCCGACAAAGGACAGUGGGAGAAAGGCAUUUAGUGUCCCAGUCCAGAGGACGCCUGAGAUACAAGAGGCGCGGCUUAAGCUACCAGUUGUAGCUGAGGAGCAGAAGAUCAUGGAAGCUAUUCAUAACAACAAUGUCGUGGUAAUUUGUGGUGCCACUGGAUCAGGAAAGACGACACAAGUGCCCCAGUUCCUGUUCGAAGCUGGAUAUGGCUCACCUAAUUCACCUACACCGGGCAUGAUUGGAGUAACACAACCACGAAAGGUCGCUGCAGUUAGUAUGUCAAAGAGGGUUGGGCAAGAACUGGGUGAUCGAUCAGAUGCUGUGGCAUACCAGAUUCGAUUCGAGGGCACAGUUGAUGACAAAACAUCUGUUAAAUUCAUGACCGAUGGUGUACUUCUUCGUGAAGUCGCCAACGAUAUUUCCCUUCGAAAAUAUUCCGCCAUUAUUAUCGACGAGGCUCACGAGAGGAGUGUCAACACGGAUAUUCUUGUUGGGAUGCUUAGCCGAGUCGUAAAGUUACGAGAGGAGAUGUCUAACGAAGAUCCCAAAUUAGCCCCCCUGAAACUAAUUAUUAUGUCCGCUACCUUGCGAGUUGAUGAUUUCAUAAAAAACAAAACGUUAUUCCCAACUCCACCACCGGUUCUUAACGUUGAGGGCCGUCAACAUCCAGUUACUAUGCACUUUGCUCGGCAGACUCACCACGAUUACGUUGACGAAGCUUUCAAGAAGAUUAUGAGAGGACAUCGUAAGCUCCCACCAGGUAGCUUUCUUGUCUUUCUCACCGGACAUGAUGAAAUACAAAGGCUAAGCAAAAGGCUCAAACUUGCGACCGGUGCCAUGAAUCCCGCUGUAUAUCCAAAGGUUCGAAUAUCCGCUAACGACGCACCUUUGGAAGUUGAAGAUAUCGAUUUUGGAGAGACUAAUGAUGUUGGGAACGAUGAUUAUGAUUUGCCAUUUAUUGAUGAGGAAGAGGAAGAUGCUGAGGACGAUGCCGAAUUUGAUGUCUCCGACGAAGUUGGCUCAGGGCCCCUGAAGAUGCAUAUUCUGCCCUUGUAUUCAUUAUUACCUACGAGAGAACAAAUGCGAGUCUUUGAGGAUCCGCCCGAGGGCUCUCGUGCAAUUAUACUAGCGACUAAUGUUGCCGAGACAAGUUUGACGAUACCUGGUGUUCGCUAUGUAUUUGAUUCGGGGCGGUCCAAAGAGCGAAAAUACAAUAAAGAAACUGGCGUGCAAAGUUACGAGAUUGGAUGGAUUAGCAAGGCUAGCGCAAACCAGCGAGCUGGACGUGCUGGCCGAACUGGACCAGGUCACUGCUAUCGACUAUACUCUUCCGCCGUUUAUGAGCGGGACUUCCCCGAGUUUGCAGACCCCGAACUGCUGAGGAUGCCUAUUGAGGGUGUGGUGCUGCAACUGAAAGCAAUGCGCUUGCAACAUGUAGUCAACUUCCCCUUCCCUACACCACCAGAGCGGCAAAGCCUGGCUAAAGCAGAAAAGCUGCUUCAGUACUUGUCAGCAAUCACCGAAUCUGGCCAGGCGACUCAAAUUGGUCAGACUAUGGCAAAAUUCCCUCUGCCGCCUCGGUUUUCCCGAAUCCUUCUCGUUGGACACCUCCACGAUUGUUUACCGUAUACUGUGGCACUUGUCGCAGGGCUAUCUGUGGCCGAGAUAUUCAUCCCAGAAAGCCAAGCGAUACCAGCUCUGGCAGCAGACCAUGAACACGACUUCCGCACCAACCAGGACGUAGCUGCGGAGAACCAGCAAACCCAAGCGCGAAGAAAGUAUAACGAAGUUCACCGAAACUUCUGCUCGCUAGACGAUAGUUCCGAUGCCAUCAAGCUCCUCCAAGUCGUCGGAGAAUUCGCACACGACCCGACGGAACACUGGUGCGAGAACCACUUCGUGCGGUUCAAAGCGCUCCAGGAAGCCCAGAAGCUCCGCCGGCAAAUCACAAACCUGCUGCAAAAAGAUAUACCGGCAUUCGCCAACCUGACUUUUAAGGAGAAACUCGACCGACCUAGCCCCAAGCAAAUCACAGCCCUCAAGCAGAUGGUCGCCGCCGGGUUCAUAGACCAAGUUGCCAUCCGCGCGGACUUGGCCCCGACCCCUCCCGAAAUCUUCCGCAAGCCCCGCCGCGCCAUAGACGUCCCGUACGUGCCCCUCAAGCCCAUGGACGCGGACCCGCGCGACCCGCUCGCCGGCCUCGUGUACAUCCACCCGUCGUCCUCGCUCGCGCACCGCAGCCCCCAGGAGUGCCCCGAGUACAUCGUGUACGCGAACCUGCAGCGCGCCGCCGCCGACCCGUCCGGCCAAAAGACCCCCAAGACGCGCAUGCUCGCGCUCACGGAUAUCACGGGCGCGCAGCUGGCGGCGCUGGCCAAGGGGACGCCGCUGGUGUCGUAUGGUAAGCCGAUUAAGGAGGUCCCCAAGUCGGAUAAUACUAGGGAGUGCUGGGUCGUGCCUUAUUUGAGGGCUGAAGGGGCCGGCGGCAUGGGCUGGCCGUUGCCCGUUAGGAAGGUUAUGCAGAAGAAAGUCCCUGGGAAGGGCUGGGUUACGGAGUGAUUUAUGCGAGGGUAGCCACCUAAGUAUGUACCUCACCUAUACAUUAGGUACCUGGCUAGAGUUACAUAGGCUAGAGUUGGAGUUGGAGUUGGGUUAUGCGAUGCGAUUAGUUUAUAUUAGAACAAGCCGGAUUCUUUAGAAGUAAAGGGUAGAAAAAAAAAAGCGAAUU